GUGAUGGAAGCCACACGUCGGACUACUGAUGCAGUGGGAGAGGUGGAGAGAGAGGGAAAGAGACAGGAAAGAGAGAGAGAAACGGAGCGAGAGAGAGAGAGAGAGGCUGUGCAGCAGAGCGGGAAGACAGUCCCACUCAGACGAAGCCACACGGGCUCAGACGGACCAUCUCUGCUGCAGCUGUGGAUUCUCCAUCUUAUCCUGCAGGCCACUUUGCCGGAAUACCAGCCAAACCUGCCUCAGGGCCCGGGAGGAUGGUGAACAACAUGUGACCGGCCUGCACGCCACUGUUGACAGCAUGCUUCGCCUGCACCACACCUCAGCCGCCUGCUUCUGGUGUUUUCUGCUAAUCACGCUUCAGAGGUGGGCCCUAGCGGACGAAGAGGCCCACUGGGGAACAACGCCAUCGGAAAAGCCGCCUGAAGAUCAACACAGUAGUUACUGGUGGCCGCCGUCUCUGCCCAAAAUCCCUUCCCUUUCUUUGCCACGGCUCCACAUCCCAUUCUCUCUCUGGGGUCAGGAUGAAGUCGAUGUUCUGACGACAACUGCCAGCGUGGUGACAGAACCAAUCGAUCGCUCCCAAGAUCACUGGGAUUCAAGCGAAGCUUCGGUACCGCCCACCACGUUGACCACCAAAACAAAGAUAAGAACCGAACCACCUCCAGCAGGGACACCAGAUUCUCCGUACAGAAGCACAGCACACGGUCACAAUGACGCUCUUGUCUCAGAUUCCUACUCCCUCACAAGCUCUUCCAUUCCGAGCACUCUGUUUGCCUCCAAUCCCGCCAGCACAAACGCUCCUGAACAAAAUGCAACAUGCACCCACCCACCACAGCGCACUGCACAAGCAGUCGGACCCAGCAUGGGUGCCACUGAGCAACACCUCUCAAAAGAACACACUGAUCGAGAUCCUACAAACAGGAUCUCUGCAGCGUCUUCGACGUUGGCACCAGAAACUACAGUGCCCACUGCUCUGACACAGGCAGCAGCUCAAAUCAUAACGACAAACCCGGGGCCGCUGGACACCACACUGACCAGACACCCUUUAGGAAGUACAACUUCCCCUAGAUCCCCAGAAACCACAUAUGUCACAACACCGCAAGACGCGACUGUUAACCUCACGCCUGGCAAGACCGCAACCGCAGAAACUCAACCCCUUCAGGGUGAGGCUGACCUGAGCUUCUCUGAGUCCACAUCGGGGCCAGCGGAGGAACAGUCCACUGCUAUGGCGAUCGAUCGCAAACUAGUGCUGGAAUCCAUAACAACCACAAGUCUAAGCCAAGAGGUUAACGUCCCAAUAACAGGAGAGUUGCCGAGCAAAGAGAAUGAGGAGGACGAGGAAGGUGCGGACGUUUCUACUACACCAUCAGCUGAGCCGCUAAUAACACCCGGGCCUCAGUGGACAGAUAUUCCACUGAACAGUGAUGAAUGGCUGGUCAGUCCAAAGGACAACGAAGAAGUCACGUUUCUUCCAGACUGCAAUAAAGAACGCUCUGGGAUCUGCAACAUCUCUGACACCUGGGACUUGCCAACUUCUGACGUCAAGCCCACACAGAACACCACCGCCACAAACAUGUUCAUGAUCCCAGCACCACCGAUGUUGGUGCCAUUGUAUAGUGACUGGAACAGUGCCAUGGCAGCUUGGGGUUUAGCCUGGGAGGCACACGUUUACGGCACUGGCUGUGCCUUUGCUAUGCUAACACUAGCCUCAGCACUCAACUUGCUCUGCUUGCCGCUGCGAUGCCCAUCUGGAUGUGGCUACUUUGCUCUGGUUAGUUUGUUUCUCCUAGCGGCUGGAUGUACCAGGUCUUUCUCUUUGCUAUAUGAUGCAUACGGCCACCAGGACCGCUUGCCCUCCACAGAGGCCUCACUGAUGCUCUAUGAAGCGCCAUUUCCCUGCCUGACUGCAGCUUUUGGUCUGGUUUUCCUCCUCCUCUCCAUGCGUUCAAGGAUGCAGCUCUCAUACUCAGCCUUCCAAAGACCAUGUUUCCUGGCCUGCCUGGUUGUCCUGCACUUUGCCGCUGCAUUUGGACCAGUAACUCUGCUCAGGUUUUAUCAGCAAAAACCCCUUUGCUUGUUUCUUUCACUAAUCUCCCGCGGAGCAUUUGUAGCACUGGCAACAUUUCUGUCUGCGGCCUAUUUUGUGUUCUACAUCUACGUACGAGCAGACUCGAAGCAUAUCUACCACCUGAAUAACACAUCUCCAACACCUGCUGAGCGUUACAACCGCUGCCCCUUUGCAGAAAGUCGGGACUGGGAACGUGCAGCACUAACAGUUUGUCUUUCGGCAUUGUUUUUUUUAGCAUGUGCUGGACUGCAGUUAUAUGCAAUGCUCAACGCUAUGGGUGUUGCUGGUGGAGAGGAGGUCUUCCAUCCUUGGCCGUGGUGGACAUUUCAAUUCAGUUGCAGACUGUGUGAGCUUGGAGUAUGCCUUACCUUAGCCUUUGUGGUUGCACAGCCAGUCUAUUGUUCCAACCACCUAUCAGGUGCUGGAAGCUGCUGGACUGAACUGUUGGCAUCUAAGUCACCGAUGAUACCUGGGAGCUAUCAAUGGACACUAAGUCAGCAGGAGAAGCUCGCCAUUGUUGAUACCAUUGGUCUUGGAGAAACUGAGAGCCUCCCACUUUACACUUUGAUAGAUGACAGACUUGCUAACAGUCUAAAUGAUCUAGACCUCCUCUACCACAGCAACCGGGCCUUGGCAUAUCAAGACUUAGAUUUGCAUUUACAGGAUUCUGAAAAGCCUGAAGGCGGAGCACCAUCAGGAGGAUCUUCAAUUACCAGUGACUCCACUGCAGACCUACGGCCACCUUCACCCAUCAACCUACGUCGCAGCAUAGAUGAGGCACUCUUCAGUGAGGCAUUAUUCCCAAUGAGCCUCUUCAGCACUUCUGGAACAUUUCGCUGCAGUGACCAAUCCAUAAAUAACGGUCCAGUUCUCCAAAGCAGCUUCUGCGAUCCCUUCACAGAUGAUUCCGGUCUGUAUCGGACUUCUUCCUGUGUUGAGAUGGCCUCUCAACCUCAUCUUCUUUGCACCCAAUCUCAAGCCGAUACGGAUAUGGGUGGACCAUCUCCUUCCCUGUCAUGCUCCUCAAGCUGUUCAUCCCCUGAACAAUGGAGAGACAGUUCUUCCUGUUCUCUUUACAGAGCAUCUCUCGGGGGAUCCUCACACGUCCUCUGCCCAAGCCCGGACACACACACUCAGCAGGCCAACUCAGGCAAUGUGGCAUCUUCUGGCCAGCAGGCCCAUCCAGACCCACAGAAGUGUUACCACGCGUUGGGUGCCACUUCACAACAGAGCUUGGACCUGGACAUGUCGUCUGAGGCUGACCGGUCUGUGCAGCAGGAGUUCAUCUGUGUUUGCAAGCAAACUGAUGCUCUGAGCAUCUGCAGCGAGACUAUUGAUUUAUAAAGGACAAUGAUCAAUUAAACACUUAUCAAAACUGGCACCUGCUUUGCAAGGUGUAACAGAGCAAACUAUUUUUAGAAGAUUUUGAAGGAAUGUCUGAGAAUUCAAGUGCCAAGAAUGUUAAAAUCUAAAAGGCGAUUUGUAAGCAACUUUUGAAGGACUGUUUAGUCAAAAAGAGUUCAAGAAAUGUUGGUCAUUCCGGUAACAGAUAAC
Messenger RNA from Thalassophryne amazonica, 3622 nucleotides. RefSeq names its product proline rich transmembrane protein 4. The record is from RefSeq and is a predicted model, not a curated record. Bases 29 to 3412 code for a protein of 1127 amino acids. Lineage: Eukaryota; Metazoa; Chordata; Actinopteri; Batrachoidiformes; Batrachoididae. The transcript has 4 exons.